AUGGUUUGCUCCGGGUAUUGGUUGGGUUGUGGAAUUGCUCUUGCGUUUGUCUUGGAUCCUGUUACGGGAACUGCUGAAGCUUUGAGCCAUGCUACAGCUGAUUUUGGAAUGGCUUUAGAGGAGUGCCGCGGCGAGUCGGGAUUAACGAAAGAAACCAUGGACGAAUUCAAGAUCUUUUGGAGCGAGGACUUCGAAGUGGUUCACAGGGAGCUGGGUUGUGCGCUCAUUUGCAUGUCAAACAAGUUAGCCCUCAUGCAUGAUGACGCCCGCAUGCACCACACAAACAUGCAUGACUAUAUCUUGAGUUUCCCCGAAGGUGAACUACUCUCCAAGAAAAUGGUACAAAUGAUCCACACUUGUGAGAAGCAAUACGACGAUAUAGAGGAUGACUGUUCUCGCGUGGUCAAGGUAGCUGCCUGCUUCAAAGUCAUGGCUAAGGAGGAUGGCAUAGCUCCAGAAGUAACUAUGAUAGAGGCCGUCUUGGAGAAGUACAAUUAA
Molecule: messenger RNA, 498 nt
Organism: Parnassius apollo (apollo)
Lineage: Eukaryota; Metazoa; Arthropoda; Insecta; Lepidoptera; Papilionidae
Source: the annotation of a GenBank genome assembly